AUCCAAUAUGGCGACUGCAUCAACAACAACGAUUCGUGAUCUGGGUAACUUACAGCAACUUCCAAAGGAAGAGAAAACCUUCUUAACAAAGGGCCUUAAAAACAGGAGUUUGUUUCCAGCUCUGCCAGAGCCAGAUGAAGAUGACUGGCUGUCGUCGCACUCUGAAAUGAAACAGUCGCAUGAUUCUUGGUGGCAAAGAUUUCAAUCUGUCAUUUCGCCCGUCAGAGAGAAGAAGAAAAGAAUAUAUCUUGUGCCUCUGGGAGAAAAAUGGGCAACCUCUGAAGUAGAACUGGAUAAAAUUGGCACUAAAGAAAGCUUUUUAUCGCUUCUACAACGAUUUGCAAGUGUAUUUUUCACCGGUUUUCACGUUGUUGUCCUUCCGUCUGUUUCCAUAGCGGAACUGAAAUGCAAGACACGAUGGCAUGGUGGACAUAGACAGCUAUUAAUUCCAGAUAUCUAUAAAUACCUCCAAAGUAAAUGGCCAUCUGACGCUUUCUGCGUUGUGGGAAUCACAAUGAUGGACUUGUACCCAAGGGAGAGCUGGAAUUAUGUGUUCGGACAGGCCUUACCUUCAGCCGGUGUCGGAGUGUUCAGUUUUGCAAGAUACGAUCCACUCUUUCACGAAAAAGAUAGCACGAAAGCCUUGUCAUCUAACACGAGUACCCUUGUGCUGUGGAGAAGUUGUAAGGUAUAUUAGGUCUUUAGUCCCUAAAAGUUACUAACAUCUAAUUUCUCCUUCCAAAAUCAGCCCUAAAUCAAAUAUUAAGGUCACGAGAAUAAAAGAAAUGAUCACCACCUAAAGAAACAAUUGGAUGUUAGAGUGUAAAGUGAUCGGAGAUGAUUUCCUCCUUAACCCUUUAACUCCCAUGAGUGACCAAGAUACAAUUUCUCCUUACAAUAUCAACACAAUAUUAAUCAGGUAAGUGAUGAGAAUAAAGAAAAGUAUCAAUGUGGGGAUAAUUAGCUGAUCCAACACUAAAUUCUCUGAACUAACAUUCUAAGAAUUGUAUGGUUGACAGUAAGGAGAAUUACAAAUUUCAUGUGGGAGUUAAAGGGUUAAUCUAUUUUUUUUUAAUGUCAGAAUAGGAGAAUUAAGACAUUAAAUGAUGUAAUGAUGGGGGGGUGGGUGGAGGGAAGGGCAGGGGACAAGAACCAGAAGGGUGUCUGGUGGGAUGUUGGCAAGGAGGGUUGUAUGAAGGGUUUUUAUGAUACUGGGUCUCCAAAGCAAAACAUUUCACCCUAGUUUUUAAUUUACACAAACAUGUUUAGUUGACAGCACAUGAACUGUCAGCCAUAGGUAGUUGCUUUUGGAGAUAGGAGGUGCAUUGUCUAACUUCACUACUUCACUAUACCGGACAGAAGUCAAAUUUGCUUUCAACUGGAAGUUGCUAACUGAAAUUUGGUAGGAUGGGAUGUGAAAUUAAACAAUACUAAUUUAGUUUUUCACUCCCAAGAUACCUCAGUAUUAUUAGUAAUUCUCCUUACUGUCUACCAUACAAUUCUUAUUAUGUCAGUUUGGAGAAUUUGGAAUUGGAUUAACUAAUAAUUCCCUAAUUGAUAUUGAAGAAAUGUAAAAUGGUUUCCGUGUUUACAUAGCCUGAUGUAAACACGCAGGAGGUUGGGAGAACACAAGAUAAGCGCAGGAAACCACAACGCAAAGCGGAGUGGUUUCCAGCUUAUCAAGUGUUCUCCCAACCUCCCAAGUGUUUACAUCAGGCUAUGUAAACACAGAAACCAUUUUACAUUUCUUUUAUAAAAUAACUAAUGAAAGAGGAACAAAAACCGUGUUUACAUACGCUCAUGUAAAAUGGUUUUAUGGCCAAUUAGAGUGCGUGUACUAUUUGAAUUAUUUUGUAAUUUUCUUUAUUCUCGUCACUUUUCUGUCUGAUAUUGUGAGGACAAAGUCUUUUUAGCUCGUUCACAGGAGUUAAAGGGCAAUAAAGCAGGAAUAGAAUAAAUAUUUUUAUAGGGCAGCAGUAUCUCAUAGGGCUAAGGGUAAUUGAUGCCUUUGUCUUGUUUUUAUAGGUCAUGGCUCAUGAGAUAUGUCAUUUGUUUGCCCUAAAACACUGUGUGUUCUUUUCAUGUGCUAUGAAUGGAAGCAACCAUCUUCAGGAGUCUAACAACCGUCCAAUGUUUUCAUGUCCUAUCUGUCUUCACAAAUUGAAAUCCUGGUUUGGAUUCAAUAUGAAAGAGAGGUAUCAAGUACUGCUGGAGUUUUGUAGCUCUGUUGAAGAUGAAAACUUUCAAGGAGCAACCAUUUGGUUACAAAAAGCAAUUAAAGAACUUUCAUGAACUUUUCAGCGUAUUACCAUCAAAACACAUAGUAAUACAAGCAAACUUGCCCCUGCCCCAAGUUACCAGAUUUGAAAACCCC
Molecule: messenger RNA, 2374 nt
Organism: Pocillopora meandrina
Lineage: Eukaryota; Metazoa; Cnidaria; Anthozoa; Scleractinia; Pocilloporidae
Source: the annotation of a GenBank genome assembly